UAUGAUACACGCUUCAUUUUUACCUUUUAUUAUAUUCCAACGCAAGCAAACACAACAAAAAACACCUACAAUCUCCAGAAACAAUAUUGAUAAAGUGAGGUCGGAGCAGCCCAGAGCCACACCGCCCAUGCUCCUCCGUCAUCCCGCCUCCGUCAGCCCCGCCGUGGGGUCGAGGGCGCCCUGGAAACUCCACUGAACUCGGGAGCAACUUUAUGGUGGAAGAGGAGCUGGUGCGUCGAAGUUUUCUUUCGGAGAGCCUCGCCGUUUUUUUCAUUUUUUCAGACAGUCACUACCCUAAUGCGAUGAGAGAUUGCAGAACAUGUCUCUGAAAUGCGGAUUAUUUCAUCAUUUAGUGCUUUAUGGGUGCAGGUGAGAGCGUCGCGAGUGUUUUUGGGACUCGGCCGUCUUUUUGGACUCCGCAUCAGGUGGCCCUACGAGGUGAAAGGGAUUUAGGGACGUCGAGUCCAGACUCAAGAUGUUGGCCCGAAAAAGCAUCAUCCCGGAGGAGUUCGGACUACCGGGGCUCGCCUCUCGGAUGCCCCGCAAGCCGGUGUUCAGGGACCGGGUGAACAAAGCCCGCUUCAUCGCCAAGAACGGCUCCUGCAACUUGGCGCACAAGAACAUCCGCGAGCAGGGCCGCUUCCUGCAGGACGUGUUUACCACCCUGGUGGACCUGAAAUGGCGCUUCACCCUGGUGAUCUUCACCACCACGUUCGUGAGCAGCUGGCUGCUGUUCGCCAUGACCUGGUGGCUGGUGGCGUUCGGCCACGGGGAUCUGAACCAGGACCGUGCGAACCGGACCGAGUGCGUCACUAACGUCAAGUCGUUCUCCUCGGCCUUUCUGUUCUCCAUCGAGGUGCAGGUGACCAUCGGCUUCGGGGGCCGCAUGAUCACCGAGGAGUGCGGCACGGCCAUCGCGGUGCUCAUCAUCCAGAACAUCGUGGGGCUCAUCAUCAACGCCAUCAUGCUGGGCUGCAUCUUCAUGAAGACGGCGCAGUCCAACCGGCGCGCCGAGACGCUGAUCUUCAGCCGGCACGCCGUCAUCGCCGUGAGGAACAACCGGCUCUGCUUCAUGACGCGCAUCGGGGACCUCCGCAAGAGCAUGAUCAUAGGAGCCGCCGUGCGCCUGCAGGUGGUGAAGAAGACCACCACCCCCGAGGGAGAGGUGAUCCCCAUCCACCAGAUCGACCUGCAGACGGAGAGCGCGCUGGCCAGCAACACCCUCUUCCUGCUGGCGCCACUCAUCAUCUGGCACACCAUCGACAAGAACAGCCCGCUGUACGACCUGUCGGCCAUGGAGCUGCAGUGCAGCGACCUGGAGGUGAUCGUGAUCCUGGAGGGCGUGGUGGAGACCACGGGCAUCACCACGCAGGCCCGCACCUCCUACAUCUCGGACGAGAUCCAGUGGGGCCACCGCUUUGUGCCCAUCGUCAACGAGGAGGAGGGCGUCUACUCCGUGGACUACUCCAAGUUCGGCAACACCGUCAAGGUGGCGACGCCGCGCUGCAGCGCCAGAGAGCUGGACGAGAAGCCGUCCAUCCUCAUCCAGACGCUGCAGAAGAGCGAGCUGUCGCACCAGAACUCCCUGCGCAAGCGCAACUCCAUGCGCCGCAACAACUCCAUGCGCCAGGGCGCCGCCGGCAGCGGCAACGUGCGCAGGAACAACACGGCCCUCGCCAUCCCCAAGGUGCAGUUCCUCACGCCGACAGACGGGGGCGCCAGCCUGGUCACCUGACACAACGCACGCGGAGCCCCCCCCCCUCCGACUCUCCCCGAUGGCUCGCUCGGAAUGGAGUGUCACCCUGUGCUUUUGUCGUUCACGAUGUGUGGUGUUAUAGCUGAUGAUAGCACUGUGUUGUUAGGGUUUAGUUUUUCUCUACUUUGUUUCUGUAUUAAAGUAUUUUCGGAUACGUUUUUUGAGGAA
Molecule: messenger RNA, 1924 nt
Organism: Gadus morhua (Atlantic cod)
Lineage: Eukaryota; Metazoa; Chordata; Actinopteri; Gadiformes; Gadidae
Gene: kcnj8
Product: potassium inwardly rectifying channel subfamily J member 8
Exons: 6
Coding region: 476-1735 (419 amino acids)
Biological process (GO): regulation of monoatomic ion transmembrane transport; potassium ion import across plasma membrane
Cellular component (GO): plasma membrane
Molecular function (GO): ATP-activated inward rectifier potassium channel activity
Source: RefSeq, a predicted model, not a curated record